AUGAUCUGCUCCAACCGGUCCGAAAAAACCGGUUCAAACUGGCUCGACCGUCUUCGAUCCAUUAAAGGCAUCCCAACCGGCGACAACAUUGACCUCGACUCCUUCCUCCUCAGACUCACCGCCCAUUCUCCUCAACCCCGCCCCAUUAAACCGCCCCGUCGCCGUCCCACCGUUACCCACGACCCACCGUUAACCGCCGUCCUCGCCCAGCUCUUCAAUCCUGGCGCCACCCUCUCCAUAACCUCUAAGAAAUGUCCUAGGAAGCAAACGAACCCUAAAAUCUUCAUCGCAUCUUCCUCCACCACCGUCAACAAUGCUCCCACCACCACCGGAGGCGAUGCGGUAGUUGAAGUAGAAGAUCGAGUAGUGGAAGAGAACGACUGUGAGGAAGAUUUGAAGGGUUUCACGAGAAGCGAGGUUACGGUUAUAGAUACUAGUUGCCCAGUGUGGAAGGUUGAUAAAUUGGUUUUCAGAAAGAAUAGCGUUUGGAAAGUCAGAGAAAGGAAAUCGAAGACCAAGUUUUUCACAAAGAAGAAGAGUAAAACUACUCAUGAUCUUGAUAUCCAUGAAACUGGGAACUCCAAGGAUAAUGUAGUCAACAUGGGAGGAGCGAAGCCUGUAAAGAAACUGAAGGUGAUCAAUGCCUAA
Messenger RNA from Lathyrus sativus (Indian pea), 648 nucleotides. The record is from the annotation of a GenBank genome assembly. NCBI's taxonomy places the organism in Eukaryota, Viridiplantae, Streptophyta, Magnoliopsida, Fabales, Fabaceae.